This is a messenger RNA of Sorghum bicolor (sorghum), 1254 nucleotides long. RefSeq names its product developmental and secondary metabolism regulator VEL1. The record is from RefSeq and is a predicted model, not a curated record. The transcript is spliced from 5 exons. Lineage: Eukaryota; Viridiplantae; Streptophyta; Magnoliopsida; Poales; Poaceae. Bases 53 to 799 code for a protein of 248 amino acids.
UUAGAGGCGCUGCAACGGCACAGCACCGCCCGGCCGCCCUCCGCGAUCGCCAAUGGACGACAGCGACCUCGACUCCGCAGCGCUCUGGGCCGCCGUCGACUCCGCCGCCGCCAAGGCCACCUCCCGCGUCCGCUGCGCAGCCAGCGACGACGACCACCGGGGCGAGGUGCUGCAGCCGGCCCGCCCGUUCAAGUCCCCGCGGCUCGCCUCCGCCUCCGCCUCCCACGUCACGCCACCGCACCCCGCGCCGCUGCCUCUGCCCCCGCCCCCGCCCCCGCCCCGGCUUCAUGCGUCUCCCUACGCCACGCCCGACGCAGCGGCGGCCAGGAACCGGCUCCAGGGCGUUGAGAGCCCCCCGCCGCCUGAGCUCUGGAGGCUUCCUAUGGGGAGCCCCAUCGCCGCCGCCUAUGACGGGGGCUUGCUCCCCUCCCUCUCCGUGGCCAACUUCAGAAAGUACCAGGACGUAGCCCUCUCGAUUUUGGACAAAAGUGACUACACCUCUAUCAGUGGGAACCCAUACAUAAAGAAGUCAGGGUGGAGAAAGAUAUCUUGCUUCUUCAAUAUCUCAUUCGAAAUCAAGGAUCACACCAUUGAGUUUGAUGAAAACCGCAAUGUCAACCGUGCUGAAUUUCUUGUUCGAGCGUCAAUGACAGGUGGCAGAUUCUCAGAUGGUUGGGGCUCCUGUGAUCGACGAGAGAAAAAAUUCAACAAACCUAACCAUGACAUUCCCAGCACAGCUGAAACCAGAGCUAAGAACAAGGCUUGCCAGGAUCUUCUUGGAAUUGGGCGUCCAGGAUGAAAAGUGGAGGUCGAUGGACCCCAAAGUGGAGUCCACGAGGUGCUUACCUUUAGAUCGGCUUCUCAUCGCCAGAGCCCGAAGUGGAGUCCACAAUUCUAGUUGUAGUCAAGGUAGUCUGAGCAGCUGUUAGCUCAGUGAAAGAGUUUACUGGUACUGGAGGUUUCUUAAGAUUUGAAGUAAAUGAAAAGGGCGUAAUAAUGUGUUCUGAGCUCUGAAGGUUUAGCAUUUAGGCUAUUUUAGCUAAUGCUAAUUCGGUGAAAGAGUGUGACAUCCUUCUGUCAGAUGUGAAGUUAAUAGAAGGGCACAAUCGUCUGCUCCUCUUUGUUAGUGAUGUACAUCAGGUGUGUUUAGGAUGUGGUUCAUAGUACCAGAUUUAUGUGUUGCCAACUUGUACUCUUUUUGUUUGUGUUAAGACUAUCAAAUCAGUAAAGGGGGGAAAAAAUGUGUUGCUCUGA